AUGAUGACAGGGAUGCAGGACUUUGCUUACUUGUCCACUAAUGAUAUGGAAGUGACGUUGGAGCUGGGAUGCGACAAGUACCCGCCAGCUGGCGCCCUGGCUGGCGAGUGGGCGGACAACAAGGACGCCUUGGUGAACUUCAUCAAAAUGGCGCACAUGGGGGUGAAAGGAGUUGUCAAGGACGCCAGAUCAGGACUCGCUAUCAGAGGCGCCCUCAUCAAGACCCGAAACGUGACGUCAGUCAACGGAGGAGAAGACGCCUUGGCGUCGGCUGACGGGGCCAUCAACCAUGACGUAACUUCCGGCAAGCACGGCGACUACUUCCGGCUUCUCACGCCGGGUCAAUACGAGCUCACUGCCGUCGCUUCGGGAUACAUGGCCUUGUCCCAGGUCGCUGACGUGGGACCCGUGGAUCCCACGCAACCCGAAGCAACCAAGAUGGACUUUUGGCUCACCCCGUCGGAGAAUUACCCCAGCGACGACGAACCCAUGGACCAGCAGAUGGUGGAUGAUAAUCAAGAAGCAGAGGCACUGGAGCCCGAAGAAAGACUCAUAAAAAGAUACAGGGAUUUCCUGAUGAAGCGGGCAAAAAUUCCCAACUGGCUGAAUCCCCGUUAUUAACAACUUUCACAGCACGGAUGAACACUUGCCCAGGAAUCAUCUGACCAAAAUGGACAGUUCGGGAAAAGAGUUCAAAUGUUGACGGAAAUCGAUCAGCUUUUUCCUGGCGAAAAAAAACACAGUACCCUGGAAAUAAGUUACCAAAAUCGAGGUAGUUAUGUGUGCGAGAUAAAGUCAUCAAAUAUUAUCCUUGUGUUGGAAAUCCCGUGUUUUAUUUUUUUUUCGAAUUUUAAAAGCAUCGUGAACUCUUCUUAUUUUUGCUCUGAAAAUUUUUCCUCUCGAAUGAGCGGUUUUAAUAGGAUUUUUUCCCUUGAUUUCUUGUUGAAAUCUAUUGCACAAGAAAAAAAAAUGCAAGAGUUAGAUUAUUGGAAUUUAAUUCGAAUUAUUAAAGGUUCUUUCUCUAGUUUUGAUAAGCAAAAAUUUAAAUAUCUGUGCAGCAAGGAAUGACCUUUAGUGCAUGAGUUGCAUUAUUAUAAAAACGGCGUAGAAACUUUGCAAAUAAACGCAUUGAAAUUAUAAAGAAUUUGCCGUCUGCACUGAUUCCCCGAUAUUUUUGCUGGAUUGAAAAGCAACCUCUGUUUUCUGUUGACCCACGAGUUCAAUAGUUGGAAGUCGAACUAUUUUUAAUCUAAAAUAACCUGAACAUUUUCUUAAUAUCUACUGAACAGAAACUCACUGUUUCUGAUUGCGAAAUAUCGCUUUCUUUUCUUCAAAGCACCAUUAUAGAGUCUGAAACUCCGAUUCAGAUAUUUUUUUCGAUCUCGCGGUUAAUAAUUCAACUAUUACUGGUCAAAGGAAGAACCGUGGUUUUCGGAAAAUUCGGAAAUUUGCGCCGAUUCUUGUGCGGUACUCUUCCUUGGAGGUUUAUACGGCAUCCAUAAAUAAAGAUUUCAUUUCUGCAUGUGCUGAAGGGAAACUGAGAAUAUGUCGAAGAAGAUAAGUAAAUGGAAAAUUACCGGAACCAA
This is a messenger RNA of Notodromas monacha, 1586 nucleotides long. Lineage: Eukaryota; Metazoa; Arthropoda; Ostracoda; Podocopida; Cyprididae. The record is from the annotation of a GenBank genome assembly.